CCCCGCCCCGCAGCCGCCCGAGCGGAGCCGCCGCGGCCGGACCCGAUGCCGGGAGCUGGGCGCUGAGGGCGGCCCCGACAUGGGGGUUCUCAGCAUCACGGACCAGCCCCCUCUGGUCCAAGCCAUCUUUAACCGGGAUGUGGAGGAGGUUCGGUCGCUGCUCAAUCAGAAGGAGAACAUCAAUGUGCUGGACCAGGAACGCCGGACCCCUCUCCACGCUGCUGCCUACAUCGGAGACGUUGCAAUCCUCGAGCUGCUCAUCCUGUCAGGUGCUAACGUGAACGCCAAGGACACGGUGUGGCUGACGCCGCUGCACCGCGCCGCGGCCUCACGCCACGAGAAAGCCCUCCAGCUGCUCCUGAAGCACUCGGCCGAUGCCAACGCCCGGGACAAGCACUGGCAGACCCCGCUGCACGUGGCCGCCGCCAACCGGGCCACCAAGUGCGUGGAGGCGCUGCUGCCGCUGCUCAGCACCGUCAACGUGGCCGACCGCACCGGGCGCACGGCGCUGCACCACGCCGUGCACAGCGGCCACCUGGAGAUGGUGAACCUGCUGCUCAACAAAGGUGCCAGCCCCAGCACGUGUGACAAGAAGGACCGGCAGCCCCUGCACUGGGCGGCCUUCCUGGGUCACCUGGAGGUGCUGAAGCUGCUGGUGGCCCGCGGGGCCGAUGUCAUGUGCAAGGACAGGAAGGGUUACACGCUGCUGCACACGGCGGCCGCCAGCGGCCAGAUCGAGGUCGUGCGUCACCUCCUCAGGCUGGGGGUGGAGAUCGACGAGCCCAACUCGUUCGGGAACACGGCGCUGCACAUCGCCGCCUGCUACAUGGGGCAGGACGCGGUGGCCAACGAGCUGGUCAACGUGGGCGCCAACGUCAACCAGCCCAACGAGAAGGGCUUCACCCCCCUGCACUUCGCCGCCGUCUCCACCAACGGCGCCCUGUGCCUCGAGAUCCUCGUCAACAACGGCGCCGACGUCAACUUCCAGAGCAAGGAAGGGAAGAGCCCCCUGCACAUGGCGGCGAUCCACGGACGGUUCACGCGCUCGCAGAUCCUCAUCCAGAACGGCAGCGAGAUCGACUGCGCUGACAAGUACGGCAACACGCCCCUGCACGUCGCUGCUAGAUACGGCCACGAGCUGCUAAUUAGUACGUUAAUGACCAAUGGUGCUGACACUGCCAGGCGUGGCAUCCACGACAUGUUCCCCCUGCACUUGGCCGUUCUCUUCGGGUUCUCCGACUGUUGUCGCAAGCUGCUUUCCUCAGGUCAGUUGUACAGCAUCGUGUCCUCGCUGAGCAACGAGCACGUGCUGAGCGCCGGCUUCGACAUCAACACCCCCGACAACCUGGGCAGGACCUGUCUGCACGCUGCUGCUUCCGGAGGGAACGUUGAAUGUCUGAACCUGCUGCUGAGCAGCGGCGCCGACCUGCGGAGGAGGGACAAGUUCGGGAGGACCCCCCUGCACUACGCGGCGGCCAACGGCAGCUACCAGUGCACGGUGACACUGGUGACAGCCGGGGCCACCGUCAACGAGGCCGACGGCAAAGGCUGCACGGCCCUGCACUACGCGGCUGCCUCGGACACCUACCGCAGAGCCGAGGCUCACUCAGGACCCAGCGAGGAGGAGCCCCUGAAGGAGUCGAGGCUGAAGGAGGCGUUCUUCUGUCUGGAAUUCCUGCUGGACAACGGUGCUGACCCCUCCCUGCGGGACAAGCAGGGCUACACCGCCGUCCACUACGCGGCCGCCUACGGCAACCGGCAGAACCUCGAGCUGCUCCUGGAAAUGUCCUUUAACUGCCUGGAGGAUGUGGAAAGCACCGUUCCAGUCAGCCCUUUGCACUUAGCUGCCUACAAUGGUCACUGUGAAGCCCUCAAGGCUCUGGCUGAGACGCUGGUGAACCUGGACGUGCGGGACCACAAGGGCCGCACCGCGUUCUACCUGGCCACGGAGCGCGGCGCCAGCGAGUGCGUGCAGGUGCUCACCAGCCACGGCGCCUCCGCCCUGGUCAAGGAGAGGAAGAGGAAGUGGACGCCUCUCCACGCUGCAGCUGCCAACGGGAACACGGAUUCCCUGCACCUCCUGAUCGACAGCGGCGAGCGGGCGGACAUCACCGACGUCAUGGACAUCCACGGCCAGACCCCUCUGAUGCUGGCCAUCAUGAACGGCCACGUGGACUGUGUCCAUCUCCUGCUGGACAAGGGCUCCACGGCCGACGCCGCCGACAAGAGGGGCCGGACCGCGCUGCACCGUGGGGCUGUGACUGGCUGUGAGGACUGCCUGGCUGCCCUGCUGGACCACGAUGCCUUCGUCCUGUGCCGGGACUUCAAGGGCCGCACCCCGAUCCACUUCGCCUCGGCCUGCGGGCACCUGGAGGUGCUGCGGACGCUGCUGCGCGCGGCGCUCUCCACCGACCCGCUGGACGCCGUGGUGGACUACAGCGGCUACUCGCCCAUGCACUGGGCCUCCUACAGUGGGCACGAAGAUUGUCUUGAAUUGUUACUUGAACACAACCCGUUUGCAUACCUAGAAGGAAACCCCUUUACUCCAUUGCACUGUGCAGUAAUUAACAACCAGGACGGCACUGCUGAAAUGCUGGUGGAAGCAUUGGGUGCCAAGAUUGUUAAUAGCAGAGAUGCCAAAGGAAGGACCCCCCUUCACGCUGCUGCCUUCGCAGACAACGUCCGUGGUUUACAGCUGCUGCUGCGCCACCAGGCCCAGGUGGACUCGGCCGACAAAAUGGGCAGGACCCCCCUGAUGGUGGCAUCGGAGAAUGGGCACACGGCGGCACUGGAGUUCCUGCUGUUCCAAGCAAAAGCAAAUAUUACUGUGCUGGAUGUCAACAAGAACACAGCUCUUCACCUGGCCUGCAGCAAGGGCCAUGAAAAGUGUGCCUUGUUGAUCCUGGGGGAAACCCAAGACCUUGGCCUUAUCAAUGCAAGUAACAGUGCUCUGCAGAUGCCGCUGCACAUCGCGGCGCGGAACGGCCUGGCCUCGGUGGUGCAGGCCCUGCUCAGCCGCGGGGCCACCGUGCUGGCUGUGGAUGAAGAAGGUGAGGGUCACACCCCAGCCCUGGCGUGCGCCCCCAACAAGGACGUUGCCGACUGCCUGGCACUGAUCCUCUCCACCAUGAAGCCUUUCCCGCCCAAGGACGCGCUCGGCUCCUUCAGCCUCAGCCUCCUCACGAACUGCGGCAUCGCGGCCAAGGCGGCGGCGGCGGCGGCCUGCGGGGCCCUCCCGGUGCCGGUGCCGGCCUGCGGGGCCCUCCCGGUACCGGGCGCAGGGGCCCUCCCGGUGCCGGCCCGCGGGGCCCUCCCGGUGCCGGUGCCGGCGUGCGGGGCCCUCCCGAACGGCUCCUCCUGCCCCUACUCCAAGGAACGCCACAGCGCCAUCGGCCUGGACGGCUGCUACUCGGAGUGACCUCCUCCUCCUCCCUCCCCCGGCCACGGGUGACCUGAUAUCUUUAUUCUAUUUAUUUAGAAAUUCUAUAAAUAUAGGGCACUUUAAAGGAGAACAAGACCGGGCGGGCCCAGUGCG
Molecule: messenger RNA, 3535 nt
Organism: Camarhynchus parvulus
Lineage: Eukaryota; Metazoa; Chordata; Aves; Passeriformes; Thraupidae
Gene: ANKRD52
Product: ankyrin repeat domain 52
Exons: 28
Coding region: 80-3418 (1112 amino acids)
Biological process (GO): positive regulation of transcription by RNA polymerase II
Cellular component (GO): nucleus; cytoplasm
Molecular function (GO): protein binding; transcription cis-regulatory region binding
Source: RefSeq, a predicted model, not a curated record